AUGCCUCGCCACGGCCAUGCGCUGCUCGCCGCGCUCCUCGCGUCCGCGGUCGCCGCGGCGAGCGCGCAGCCGAGCUACGGUGACUACGGCCAGCAGGUUCACGUCAGCACGGCCAUGAUCGCGCUCCUGGCCGCCGUCAUCGCGGUGUUCGUCUUCAUCGCCUUCUUCACCGUCUACCUCCGCCACUGCACCGGCUACGCGGCCAGGUCGGACGACGACGACCGCGCCAUGCCCAAUUUCGACGCCCUCAUCUCGCGGUCACGGAGGCAGCGGCGGCCGCGCGGGCUCGACGCCGAGGUGGUCGAGGCUUUCCCCACCAUGAAGUACGCCGAGGCCAAGGCGCUGCGGGUCGGCAAGCAGGGCGGCGCGCUCGAGUGCGCGGUGUGCCUCAGCGAGUUCGAGGACGAGGAGCGGCUCAGGCUCCUGCCCAAGUGCAGCCACGCCUUCCACCCGGACUGCAUCGGCGAGUGGCUCGCCAGCCACGUCACCUGCCCCGUCUGCCGCUGCAACCUCGACCCUAACAAGCAGGAUACCAGUAGCGAUGAGGAGCCCGCCAGUUUCCCGUCGAUUCCAGUAGCGAGCAGCAUCUCCAGCGAGAUUGCGGUGUCUGGGCAAGGACCACUACCAGUGGCCGUGGUGAUCGAUGUGAUCACCGAGGAGGAGGAAGAGGUGCGGAGGCAGGAGGCGCUGGAGCUGCAGCAGAUAGGGACCCAGCGGCGAGCCAUGCGGUCGCGGUCGGGGCGCAAGCCGGUUCCGACGCAGCUCGCCAGGUCGCACUCCAUGGGCCACUCCCUCGCCGUCCGGCUCGACCGCGACCUGGAGCGGUUCACGCUGCGGCUGCCGGAGCACGUGCGCAGGGAGAUGGUCGCCGCGGGCGAGCACCACAGCAUGCAAUUGCGUCGCGGGCGAAGAGCCGGGGAAGGAAGCAGCCGCGGCGGCCGAAGCGCCCCGCUCGGCCGGCCGGGCAGAUGGCAGUCGCUUCUUGCGAGGACGUUCUCCGGGAAGCUGUCGUUCUUUUCGGCGUCCAGGAUGACGAUUAGCUCCGAGCUGGGAGAAGUGUCGUCCUCGUCGUCCACGAGGGCGAGAGGGAAGCGUGUGGCCGCCGUUGAUGCCGCCGACGUUCCUGCUAAGGGGAGCGUCCGCCUUGACCGCAUCGGAGGCGGCGGCGGGUCCGGUGCAGAAGCUGGCGCUGCGUCCCGCGAGGUGGCGGCAGCGGCGGACAGGGAGAAGAAGGCAGCUACGCAGCAGGUUCGCACGUAG
This is a messenger RNA of Miscanthus lutarioriparius, 1260 nucleotides long. The record is from the annotation of a GenBank genome assembly. NCBI's taxonomy places the organism in Eukaryota, Viridiplantae, Streptophyta, Magnoliopsida, Poales, Poaceae.